Spinacia oleracea (spinach) is the source of this 2941-nucleotide messenger RNA. Its product is annotated as probable LRR receptor-like serine/threonine-protein kinase At4g37250. The coding region runs from base 319 to 2712 and encodes 797 amino acids. Gene Ontology annotation, molecular function: protein binding; ATP binding; protein kinase activity. NCBI's taxonomy places the organism in Eukaryota, Viridiplantae, Streptophyta, Magnoliopsida, Caryophyllales, Amaranthaceae. The transcript is spliced from 2 exons. Gene Ontology annotation, biological process: protein phosphorylation. The record is from RefSeq and is a predicted model, not a curated record.
UAGUAAAAAAAAAAAAUCAUUCAAAGAUUCUCUCUCCACAAAAGAAACUCUCACUGCAAAAACAAGGCUAACUAUUCUUAAUACCUUUUCUAUAUUUGGCGCAUACUUUGACUCAACCCCAACUUCCCCCCCAUCAUUAUCACCAAACAAACAAACUAACACACCUUCUGUCUUUCCCAGACACACUCACUUCUGGUUCACCAAAACAACCUCACCAAUAACUCUUCCUUUUCUUCAACCUCUUUCUCUCUCCUCUCCUCUCCUCCCCUCCAUUUUACCCCCUCCCUCUCCCUCCAUGAAUUCAGUUGUCACCCACAAAUGACCAAAAUGACCUCAUUUCUCUCUCAUCUCUUCUUCCCAUUCAUCAUUCUCUCUCUUCAGUUCAACCAACUUGUUUCCCUUAACUCAGAUGGAACCUUCCUUCUUUCCCUCAAAUACUCCAUUCUUAAUGACCCUUUAUCUGUACUAACUUCAUGGGAUUACCUUGACCAAACUCCUUGCUUAUGGAACGGUGUCGUUUGCAGCCCCGAUCAACGUGUCAUCACCUUAGCGCUUCCUGGUAAUCAGUUGCUGGGUUCUAUACCUUCUGAUCUUGGCCUCAUUGAACACCUCCAACACCUCGAUUUAUCCAAUAAUUUCUUCAAUGGUACCUUACCCGGUACGCUUUUCAAUGCUUCUGAGCUUCAAGUGCUUUCUCUUUCCUCUAAUGUUAUUUAUGGGGAUAUUCCGGUCAUUUCCCACUCUUCCUUGAGCUUUCUUAACCUCUCUGAUAACGCCUUUGGUGGGCCCCUUCCCGUGAAUUUCACCUCUGGGUUUAGUAACUUGACGGUUUUGUCUCUCAAAGGGAAUUACUUUUCCGGGAGUGUCCCCUCUGGUUUCCCCCCUUCCCUUGAGAUUCUCGACCUUUCUUCCAACCUCUUUAAUGGCUCCCUGCCGUCUGAUCUCGGCGUGGGGCCCACUCUGCGGUACUUGAAUCUCUCCUACAAUAAAAUUUCCGGCGAAAUUCCGGCGGAUUUUGGCGAAGGUAUGCCGGAAAACGCAACCAUUGACGUUUCUUACAAUAACUUAACGGGUCAAGUCCCCAGGUCGAAACCUUUCUUGGGUCAAAACCCGGAGUUCUUCUCCGGGAAUCAGGAGUUAUGCGGGAAGCCGUUGAAGAAUUUGUGUGUGAUUCCUUCAACACUUUCCACCCCACCAAAUGUCUCUGUUACAAUCUCCCCUGCCAUUGCUGUCAUCCCCAAACCUAUCAACUCAGACUCAGACUCAACUACCUCCUCGGGUGGUCACAACAACGGUCUAAAACCCGCCGCCAUUGUUGGAAUUACAGUAGCUGACUUAGCUGGAGUUGGUAUUUUAGGGGUUGUGUUCUUUUACUUAUACCAACUCAGAAACAAGCGGGUUCAACACCAGCAAAGCGUUAAAAAAGAUAACAAUGAUAAUAUUAACAGUAGCAAUCUCCCUCCAGGAAAGAAAGCGCCAACAACUACUUUAGGCAAUGAUCAUUUCUUGGUUCAAAUUAACAGUGCAACAACAACUGUGGUUCCUAAUAAGAUGCAUAAAAAGUGUUUCACUUAUUGUAUCAAAGGUGGAGACAGUGAAGAAGGGGCAACAACCGAUACUAGGACUAGUUCCGACAGCGAUAACGAUGAUUCUGAUGAUGAUAAUGAUGAUCAGAAGAAUAGACAGAAUGGGGAUUCUGGUGGCGGAGGAGGUGGUGGUGGAGAAGGGGGAGGAACGUUGGUGAUGGUGGACGGAGAGACGGAACUCGAAGCGGAGACGCUGUUGAAGGCGUCAGCGUAUAUAUUGGGAGCAAGUGGGUCGAGUAUAGUGUACAAGGCUGUGUUACAAGAUGGGUCUGCAUUUGCUGUAAGGAGGCUAGGGGAGAUUGCAGUUAAUAAGUUGAGAGAUUUUGACGGACAUAUUAAGGCAAUUGCUAAGGUUCGGCAUCCGAAUUUGGUUCGUGUUCGUGGCUUUUAUUGGGCUGCUGAUGAGAAGCUUGUCAUCUACGAUUAUGUCUCUAAUGGCAGCCUUGCUACUUCUGCUUACAAGAAGGGUGGUUCUACUUCUACACCAUAUCAUUUACCACUAGAAGCCCGGUUAAGGAUAGCAAGAGGACUAGCUAGGGGACUAAGCUACAUUCAUGACAAGAGAUAUGUACAUGCUAACAUUAAACCAAGUAACAUCCUCUUGACACAAGACAUGGAACCUAUCAUUAGCGAUCUCGGGCUUAGUUGGCUUGUUCAUGGCACCAACAAAGGUAGUUCGUCCCGUCAAUUUGGGAGCACAAGAUCCAUGGGCUCGUACGACGGUAAUCAAGACCUUUCGGUGAGUGGAAGCCCGUAUAUCAACCCGUUUGGGAAUACUAACGGGGUCGGAUCGCCUUACCAUGCCCCUGAGUCGUUGAAGAAUCUCAAGCCCAACCCAAAAUGGGAUGUGUACUCUUUUGGGAUAGUGUUGCUUGAACUUCUAACAGGUAAAGUGUACUUGGACAGAGAAUUGGGCCAAUGGACCCCAAGUUCUGGGCUUGAGGAUAGAUAUUGGGUUUUGAGGAUAGCUGAUGUUGCACUUAGGGCUGAAAUACAGGGCAAAGAAGAAGCUAUGAUGGGUAUUUUUAAGUUAGGGUUUAGUUGUGCAUCUAUGGUGGCCCAAAAGAGACCCUCUAUGAAAGAAGCUCUCCAAGUCCUUGAGAAGGUCUCAUUGUCUUUUGUUUAAUUCCCUACCCUUUUUUUAAUUUUUUAAAACUAUACUUCUAUGUAUGUAGUAGUACAAGAAUGUCCAUCUUUUUGACCUUUGUCUUUUCACAUACAAGUGAAAAUGGAGUGUGUGAAUAGUUGAUGCACCAACGCGUCAUAAGAAUUUUAGUUAAAUUAUGGUAUUUUUCUUUGUAGGAUUGACUGCUUGUAAUAACUUUCCGAUGAUAUUAUGAUAAAGUAUUAAGUAA